AUGGACCGGUCUUCGGUCGGGGUCGGCUUCUUCGUUUACCUCGGGCGAGAAGUCAAGAUGACUAACAAUCUGAGAAAGAAAGUCGGAAUACGCGGAAAAGCCGGUUAGGCUGCCUUUAAGAACAUUCGAUAAGUCACGAGCCAACUAAAAGACCCAAGCUAAGUGCUCAAAUCUUUGAAGUCUCUGUCAUUCCCGCCCUAACCUACGCGUCCGAAGUAUGGGCAGACUUCAAUUAGACAGCCACCGCCCUGUGUACCAGCUAUCGCGCGCUCGAAAGAUUUCUUCUCGACACCACACGUUACCAACAGUGAAUCCAACAACAACGAAGCACGUACCUUUGACACAAGUCGCAAAUCCGCGAAAUCUAAACUGAAAAAAAGCCGAGGAAAACACCGUUGGAAACGUUUUGAGAAGAGCUGACGAUAGGUAGAGCACUCAAACAGCUUUCUGGAUUCCAAUAGACAAGCAACCCAUCGGAAGACCACCGACCAGGUGGGCAGACCUUUUCCGGAGGAACAUCAGCCGUCCUCGUCAACAUUGAAUAAGCGUGGCGAGAGACAGGUGAGAAUGGAGAACGGUUGGUCCGCACUGAGCACAUCAGAGAAAGCGGACCAUCAAGGUUCGUAAGCAUAUUCGUCAAAAUGUUCUUUUUUCUUGAACAAUGUUUCUCAAUCUUAUUUUCUCGAUUUUUCAGAUUCGAUCUCAAAAAACUGGCAGAGAGCCAAGCAAAGAACGGCAAGCAGUACAGUGUCUACGGGCUACUUAUUGAUUCAGCUUCUACUCCUCAAACUAUCAGGUUUUAAAUUUUCUGUGGUUAAAAGCGAAAUGAACUUUUCCAAGAAACAUGCCAGCUACUCUGUCUUAUUUGGAAAGACAAAUGGGAGCUGUGACUUUCGAGUAUUUGAAUAAAGUUGGCCUCAACAGUUACCCGAAUGCGAUGGCCUUGUGGUUCAGUUAGUCAGAUUUUUCGAAAAGAAAUAAUUUUCAAAGUUUUGACGAAUUCAGACAAGCAAGUUCACGACCUCAACCGACUUGUAUAUGACUUGCCUGUGAAAAAAGCAGAUAUACCUGGACACGAAAAAGUCUCGAAAUAGCUGAAGAAGAGAUAUUUUGGGUUGUUAUUUCAGAUUUGUUACAACUACCUGAACAAGGAGGAGUUCAUCAUGCAUUUCUAUGAAGAUGCCGGUUACAAGGUGAAUCGAGAAGCUUUUCAAAGAAACUUGCCUGGGUUUUUUUCAGACUUUUCUCGCUGAAGAUUGGGCCCGAGGCGCUCUUUUAUGGCCUAACUGUAACGGGUUUUAUUAUCAGCCAACGACCCAUUUUAAUAGGUAAAAACUAAGAUUUGGAACACCACAGUCGUAGAAAAAAUACAGCAUAUAAGGCUCUGAAGUAAUAGUUUUUGCUCACAUUCGAAACACGACUUUUAUUUAUUUUUUGGUGUAUCAGAAUCCAAAAAAAGUUUCAGACGACUUCAAAAAACACUCAUAAAAGCUUACCUUAAGACAUCAAAUAAUCCGUUUACACGGCUUUGAAAAUUUUAUCAUAUGUCUAUGAGCAGGCUGUAGAGGAAAUGGUCUCAAAACCGACUGGUCCUAUUUUUUAUGCGCACUCGAAAUGGCUUCCGCAACACAGAUUUUUCUUAUAUCUUUCUUUUGUAAAGAGAAAAGUAGAGAAAAAAUUUGUUUCGAAUUUUAAUUUAGUAGUUUGUCCCCGUAAUUCUGCAAUAUUUUUUUAUUGACUGUGGAAGGCUAUGAAACUAUAUUAUUUAUUAUUUAAAAAAACUUCCACAGCGUUUUUGAAGUCAAUAAAUAACUUAAGUUUUCAAAUUAAGACCCUACCAGAUCCUACUGGAAGAAUCGAAAAAGAUUAUGUCGGAGCGGAGUCGAACUUGCAUGGAACACCAUAUCGAGUUGCUCGACUACCUGGGAAAGUUCAUUGAAUCUUACAAAGGUAUAUAGUAAUUUAUAUAAUAAUCAAGCAGAAAUUGGUCAGGGGUUCCGAAAUUCGGGUGGAUUUGGUCUUCGGAGGUGUCACAUAACUAUCUCAUAGGCUCCGCCCAUAUGGACUUGGAUUUCAGAAACUUUCUUCUGAAACAUCGUGAGGAAGUUAGUUUGUAUACUGUACUUCAUUUGCUGAAGUUAGAAACUCCCUGGUCGCACUAAGAAUGGCUCAAAGCGUUGCGGUGUCGCUGGAUUUCAAUUUAGAAUUUUUAAAAUGACACGGCUAGUGACGCCAAAGCUAAAGUCUGAACGCCGAUGCGCGCAAGUCGGUUUUUGGUCGGUCACACAUUCAAAGUGACUUCUACGAGUUGAGCCAUUCUCCAUGCGACCGAUGAGUAUAAAACCGAGGUAACUAAUUUAUUUCUUUUUUACUAAUUUUUGAAAUUGAAGCUGGACAAUUCGUUUGUGUUUUUCAUGGGCGACCACGGUCUUCGAUUUGGCAAGGUUAGUUUCUAAAGUGGAAUUUUUCUGAGUUAGCUUCCGAAUUACUUCCUAUGGAGAUCGUAGAAAAAAAUAAUAAAUCAUAUUUUAUAUGUUCCAUUUAAAAGUUUUCACCAAUCAUCUUCUGCUACCUUGAUUUAUUUUUAUAGAAUUUUCGAAGACUUUCUCAUAUUUUUAGCGUAAUUUUCUCAACUCCUUUUGAAAGUCCUCAAAGAAACUUUUCCAUUUUAUCUAUGAAGAAGUAUCUCGAUUUCUCACGUUUAAGAAACUUCUUUAAUACUACAGUACUCUCGAACGCCUCACGGCAACUUCGAAGCGAACAACGCCCAUCUUUCAAUAUCCAUCCCUCGAGAGCUCCGAAGUUCCACUGAAAUCAUUUCGAGGCUUCGCGAAAGCUCCAAGAAAUUACAGACCCACUACGAUGUGUUCGCAACUCUCCGCGACAUUGUUGAGGUUCGAGAAAAAGUUUUUGUUGUUUAAAUACAAUUUUCCAGUUUCAACCAUCAAAAAACUACCGAGACUACGAGCCUAUGGCGGCAGCUUUCGAACGAGGACAUUCUUUUUUGAGACAUCAACCAGAAAUGGACAGAAAUUGCAAGGUUUCGAAGGCUUGAAAUGAAAAACAUUAUUUAUUUGAAGACACUCGGAAUUCCUUUCGCCUUCUGCCCGUGUGAAUACAACACGACCAGAGUUGAUAAGUGAGUUUAUAUGUCCAAUAUAGACUUUUUCGAACAUUUUUCGACUGAGUUGUAGUUGAGACCGCUCCUAAAAUUGCACAACUUAAUAGCUUCAAAAUAGUUUGAGACGCCUUUUGUGGUCAGAUAAAUGAUUUCUUCUCGGCUUAUUUGAAGGAUAUGCACUAACGUGGCGACUAGCUCUUCGACUCGAGACCUUUUUUUAUUUUUCUGCGUUUAAACAUUCUAGAUAUAAUUCUUUGAAAGACCGGCCCAAAACUGUCUGGUCUCACAAAGAUUUUGAAAUCUGAACUCCUUUCUGAAUCAGACGCUUUUCAGUUUAAUUUCAUUUUGUUUCGGAAUCACCUUCAAACAAUGCUCUCUCACAACAACUCCAAUUCAUAAAAACGACAAAUUUUGUUCAGAACUUCAAAACUGGCUGAAUCGAUUGGUCGUUUUCUCAUUGCGCACAUAAGAAAAUCUUUAGAGAAAGCUGAUAUUGUGUACAAAUGCGCUCCAGUAGUCUUUGAAACGGUAAGUCUCCAAUAGUAUUAUGGUCGCAUGUGGAAUGGAUCAGAGCGUCGUGGUUGAGAAGAAAUAACACACUUGUCAGUACCAACUGCUUUAUUUGCAUUAUUCAAGCGCAGAGCCAUUCUACGUGCUACCAAAGUUAAAACACUUCACCUGAAAGAAAAGUUUUUUUUGAGGUUCUUGAAGUGCAAGCCUACGAGUAUAUGGAGUCCAAAAAGUCUCAACUUUAUCAUGUCACUGUCAAGGCGGCUCCUCCGAACAACGGAACUUUCAAGGUUUUCCGAAUUCCUUGUUAGCUUCAGUAUUCAAAUAUCGGAUUUCAGACGGUGAUUCUGAAACGCGGCUCACCUGAAGACGGUUUCAAUGAACCUUCCGUAUUUGGAAUCGCCUCCAGAACAGUAGAUCGACUAGAUUUUUACGGCGCGAGUGGUAACUGUGCUCCAUACGAACUCGCCCAUUUCUGCCACUGUAUUCCGUUUUCAACCACAACUCAAGCCGCGACGCGGACCGCAACGCGGACCACAACUCAAACCACCACGAAGUUUGUGACCAAGGAGUAUGACCCAUUCGAUGUAGAACCCUACGAUUACCUCGGCUAG
Messenger RNA from Caenorhabditis auriculariae, 4245 nucleotides. The record is from the annotation of a GenBank genome assembly. NCBI's taxonomy places the organism in Eukaryota, Metazoa, Nematoda, Chromadorea, Rhabditida, Rhabditidae.